CAGAAAACAAAACCAACAAAAGAGAACACCUUCCAGAACAAUCUGAGCUGCAUGAAAGGCAAACAUUCACUAAAGUUGGAGCUUUCCUAACUAAGUCUGCCCAGAGAUAAGUGGCAUAUUUGACCUUCACCAUGAUUAACAAGCCUUUCUUUGAAAUUGUGUCGGUGCUGUUGGCCUCUUCUACUAUCUUCUCCCUAGAGUUGAAACUGGCUCUCUUCCAACAAAGAGUAAACAGAGAGAGUUUAAAACUCUUGAGCACAUUGCAAAGCUCAUCAAUUCAGCAGUGUCUGCCACACAGGAAAAACUUCCUGCUUCCCCAGCGGUCUGUGAAUCCUCGCCAGUACCAGAAAGGACAAGCACUGGCCAUUCUUCACGAGAUGCUUCAGCAGAUCUUCAACCUCUUCAGGGCAAAUACUUCUUCAGAUGGUUGGGAGGAAAGCCACGUGGAGAAGUUCCUCACUGAGCUUCAUCAACAGCUGGAAUACCUAGAAGAACUCACAGGCCCGGAAGCAGAGCAGGACAGCUGCAUCUUGGGGAGUGAGAACGUUAGGUUACAGAUUAAAAUGUACUUCCAAAGGAUCCAUGAUUACCUGGAAAGCCAAGAGUACAGCAGCUGUGCCUGGACCAUUGUUCGAGUAGAAAUCAACCGGUGUCUCUUCUUUGCACUCCAGCUGACAAGAAAGAUAAGCAAACGAGGAAUGCAUUCCUGGAAGAAUGUGGGGCAUGAGCCAAGGGCAGACUUUAGAAGCAUAGGGUAGGUGGAGGCGCCGGACGACUGUUCCAGAGACUAUCAUUUCUUCUUGUCAUUAAUUGCUUUGGUUUCGUGUGUGUACAUAUAUGUAUAUUUACCUGUCCUUUAAGAUUAUGCGUAGUGACUACAAUGGUCUUUGUUUUGUAAUGCCACUUUGUAUUUUCCAUUCAUCUUAAAUUUUCAUGAGAUAAAAUAGAUUCAUCAGUCUUUCAUACUUGGUUCUUCAAAUGGGUUUAUUUUCCUCAAAGUAAAUGAGGUGUGUCUCCACCGAACUAAUUUCUUAACUUACCACGUCCAUUCCAAUGAUUUCUUUGCCAGAAAUUGGUAGAAACGUUAAGAAGUACAAGGAAUAAUGUGCAUUGCCAGACUUGAAAAUGUCAAUACACGCUGAAUAUCUGUUACAGGUGACACAACAGAAAUAUGGCCAAAGGUCAUGAACAGCAGAUUGCAGAGGGAAAACAAAUGCAUGAAAACAGGUUCAA
This is a messenger RNA of Lynx canadensis (Canada lynx), 1233 nucleotides long. RefSeq names its product interferon epsilon (gene IFNE). The transcript has a single exon. Gene Ontology annotation, biological process: cytokine-mediated signaling pathway; B cell differentiation; humoral immune response. Bases 132 to 758 code for a protein of 208 amino acids. The record is from RefSeq and is a predicted model, not a curated record. Gene Ontology annotation, cellular component: extracellular region. NCBI's taxonomy places the organism in Eukaryota, Metazoa, Chordata, Mammalia, Carnivora, Felidae. Gene Ontology annotation, molecular function: cytokine activity; type I interferon receptor binding.